This is a messenger RNA of Ipomoea nil (Japanese morning glory), 1377 nucleotides long. RefSeq lists its product as uncharacterized. The transcript has a single exon. Gene Ontology annotation, molecular function: nucleic acid binding. The record is from RefSeq and is a predicted model, not a curated record. Bases 1 to 1377 code for a protein of 458 amino acids. NCBI's taxonomy places the organism in Eukaryota, Viridiplantae, Streptophyta, Magnoliopsida, Solanales, Convolvulaceae.
AUGGCCUAUUAUGGUAAAAUGAAGAAAUUGUGGGACGAUCUUGUUGAUGUGGAUCGUUAUCCUAAUUGUGUGUGCAAAAAUUGCACAUGCAAAAUUGAUGCUGCUUUAGCCGACAAACGUGAAGAAGAGCGUGUUCAUCAAUUUUUGAUAGGCCUUGACGAAGGGGAGUAUGGUUCUAUUCGCUCACAGCUCUUGUCUCUUGAACCCCUACCUACUGUGAGUCGGGUUUAUAAUAUUUUGGUUCAGGAAGAGACGGCUCGUGUCACGGUUCGUGGUACUAAAGGAGGCACCGGUGAUGCUGCGGUGUUUGCCACUAUCAAGGAGAUUACAUGCACCAACUGCAAGAAGUCCGGACAUACUAUUGACACAUGCUUUAAGCUAAUUGCUUAUCCGGAAGGAUGGUCAGGUGGUCGGAACGGAGGACGUGGUGGCCGUGGAGGAGGCCGUGCCAGCAGCCGCCGCGGUGGGAGAGCCGGCAGGAACGACGGCUGCGACAUACCCGGGCAGCAUGCCGGCGGACGGGUGACAGAAACAUGCUGCAGCCACGACGCGUCUUUCACCGCUCUCCCGGACUUCGAAAACCUUACUCCUGAGCAGUGGAAUACGGUUCGUCAUGCCUUGUCUUUGUCUCCAACAGGGCCAACUUUGAACGAAUCGUUGUCAGGUAUUUCUUUACCUUGCUGGAUUAUUGACACAGGGGCAUCAAAUCACAUGACAGGGAACAUUAAUUUAUUGAGUAAUAUUAAGCAAACAGACCCUUGUAACAUUGGUUUGCCAGAUGGAAGCCGGGUUAUAGCAGUGAAAUCAAGAACGAUCUAUUUGACGGACAAUUUGAUUUUGAUGAAUGUUUUAUUUGUUCUUGUUUUAAGUUGCAAUUUGAUAUCUGUUUCCCAACUGACGAAGGACUCGAAAUGUGAAACACGAUUUACAGACAAAUCUUGUGUAUUACAGGAUCUAAAGACAACGAUUGGUGUGGGUGAACAUAGAGAGGGACUUUACUACUUCAAACAAGAUGGAAAACAAAAAGCGUUUAAUGCGGUUAAGGAGCAUAGUUUUGAUUUAUGGCAUAAACGUUUUGGACACCCCUCAUCUCGUGUUUUGUCUUUUGUUCAUUUAGCAGGUUCUGUUAAGAACAAUUGUUUAGAUAAUAAAUGUUGUGAGAUUUGUGUACGCGCUAAACAAUCACGUGCUAGCUUUCCUAUUAGCAUUCAUAAUUCUAGUGGAAUUUUUGACAUGGUGCAUUGUGAUUUAUGGGGUCUGUAUAAAACACCAAGUCUGAGUGAAUAUACAUUAUUUUUGACAAUUGUCGAUGAUCAUUCUCGCGGAGUUUGGGUAUAUUUGUUGCACUCAAAACGUGAUGUGGUUCUGAUUUUCUAA